AUGGAACGAGUGAACGGCUUGGCGAAAGUGAAGCGCCGGUCAGGACGUGGAUCAUCCAUUCCUGAGCCGUCGUCGCGCCCGGGCGGGUGGUGCUGCCCCGUGCCGCCCAUCCCCGGUAUCGUCCAGGCGCUGCUCGUCGCAUAUCUCGCUCACCUCGUCCGCGAGCACAGCUGGCUGUUUCCCCUGCUGGUCAUCAGCCUGGGCGCGCUACGCUGGGCUCAGAUCCUGUGGGGCGUGUCCGGCCUCGGCAUCUCGCUGCCUUGA
This is a messenger RNA of Thermothielavioides terrestris NRRL 8126, 264 nucleotides long. RefSeq lists its product as uncharacterized. Lineage: Eukaryota; Fungi; Ascomycota; Sordariomycetes; Sordariales; Chaetomiaceae. Bases 1 to 264 code for a protein of 87 amino acids. The record is from RefSeq and is a predicted model, not a curated record. The transcript is spliced from 3 exons.